UCUCGUCUUUGGAACUCUCUCUUCCACUUCUUUCAACAAAAACUCCGAGAGACAAAAAAAAAAAAAAAAAAGCAAGAAAAUAAAAUAUUCAGACCAUGGACGAAGAUGGUUUCUCGCAAUGUCCUAAGCACUUUUCGAAACGCGGUUAUUUUAGCGGCGGAGGCGUUUGUCCGUUUUGUCUCCACGAACGUCUCUCUUCUCUUUGUCCAGAUUGUGCUCAAGACCUCCCUUGUUCGUGUAGCUCACGCGCCGCCGUGUCUUUAUCUCCGUCGUCUUCUUCUUCUUCCUCCUCGUUCUCUCUAUUCGCCGGAGACGUCAGUUUUAACUUCUCCUCCUCCGGGGUCGGUUCGGUAGGACGAGUGGCGAGUUUGAUUGAAUGCGAACCGGCGUUUAGGAGAUCGAAAUCGAUGGCUGUUCCGAUUAUACCGGAUUCGGUUAUUGAUUCCGGUUUGGAUCGUGGUAGGAGUAAGAAAACGUCGUCGUUUUGGAAGAUUUUAUUGGGAAACAGAGGAGAUACUACUAAUAAACCGGCGGUUAUGAGAAAAUCAAGAUCCGUUGCCGUCGCCGGAGAAUCGGGAUUUUCGCCGGCGAUGACGACGGGAAAGGGUAAAGGUUGGAAUUUUCCGAGCCCGAUUAAGGUUUUCCGGCAAUCGAGAGUCUCAAAGAUGAUAUUUCAACAACGUUCUCCAUUGUAUAGAGGUUGAGAAGUGUUUUUUUUUUUUUUUUUGGUUUUGCAAAUUGUUUAGUUUGAUCAUUUUAUUUUGAUGUUUAUUAAACUCAUGUAUUAAAAAAAAAGGGGAAAGCAAAAUUAGUCUCUUGAAAACACUUUUAAAUUUGCCAAUUGGCUAUGAUUGUUGUUUAUAUAAUUUGUAUUAUAGAUAUAUAUGUGGUUUGGCAAAGUUUCAUUGA
Camelina sativa (false flax) is the source of this 909-nucleotide messenger RNA. RefSeq lists its product as uncharacterized. The record is from RefSeq and is a predicted model, not a curated record. Lineage: Eukaryota; Viridiplantae; Streptophyta; Magnoliopsida; Brassicales; Brassicaceae.